Zophobas morio is the source of this 834-nucleotide messenger RNA. RefSeq lists its product as uncharacterized. The transcript is spliced from 11 exons. NCBI's taxonomy places the organism in Eukaryota, Metazoa, Arthropoda, Insecta, Coleoptera, Tenebrionidae. The record is from RefSeq and is a predicted model, not a curated record. Gene Ontology annotation, molecular function: odorant binding. The coding region runs from base 1 to 825 and encodes 274 amino acids.
AUGCAGAAAGUGGGUUUGGUUUGUGUCGUUGCGGCUUUAUGUCUCACGGAAAUCCUGGGGAUAAGCGAGGAGAUGCAGGAAUUAAUAGACAACUUGCACAACACGUGUGUGGGCGAGACGGGGGCUUCGAACGAUAUGAUAACGGCCGCCAGAAAUGGAGAUUUCGCUGACGAUGAAAACUUCAAAUGCUACUUCAAAUGUCUGUUCGACCAGAUGGGAUGCAUGACUGAUGACGGUAAGGUAGAUCUAGAGGCUGUAAUAGCACUAUUGCCUCCAGAAAUCCAAGAUAAAGCUUCUUCGGUUAUAAUGACGUGUACUGGCGUUGGAGCUAAUCCAUGCGAGACGGCGUGGCUUUCCCAUAAGUGUUUCCAAAAAGGAGCUCCUGAUGUAAAAAUGAUGAGCAGGGAGGAAAUGCCAGUCAAAAUGUUGGGAUUUAUCGUAGUGUUACUCGUGUGUUCUUUCACAAAAGUUCUGAGCCUACCAGAGGAAAUGCAAGAAUUAAUCGAUACCCUUCAUCGCACCUGCGUGGGUGAAACGGGAGUCAGCGAAGAGGCUAUAGAAUGUGCUCGCAAGGGAGAUUUCGCCAAUGAUGGUAAACUGGGUUGUUACAUGAAAUGCCUGAUGGAACAGAUGGGUUGUGUUUCUGAUGAUGGUAUUAUCGACGAAGAGGCGACUAUUGCGGUUUUGCCGGAGGAAUAUCAAGCGAAAGGUGAAAAAGUUAUCACGGCAUGCGGCACGAAAAUUGGGGCAGAUCCGUGCGAAAAUUUGCUUUUGACGAAUAAGUGUUGGUAUGAGAGCGCACCUGACGACUACUUCCUCGCAUAGUGGACCAAC